AUGUCUUUUAUUUGUGGAGAGGUUGGUAGUCUAACUGCUCUAUCAGAGAGGUUAAAGAGGUCAGAGGCGGAUCUUCGGAGACAGAUUCAAGACAAGGAGAAAAUUAUUUCACAGGUUAGAGAAGAUCUGGAAACAAGAUUAGGUGCAUUGCAAACAGAGCUUGCUGAAGGAAAUUUGUCCCGUUGCAAGGCUGAGAGAGAACUUAAUUCUGCUAAACUAAGAUUUGAACGUGAAUGUGGGGAGGUGAAGCUGGAAUGUGAAAGAUUACAGGCCGAGUCAAAAAGCUUCAGAGAGAGGUUGCGUGAGACUGAGGAUCAGCUGUUGAAAUGCCGGAAGGAGAAUAUUCACCUCGUGGAGAGUGUAGGAGAUCUAGAAACACAAGUUCUUAUACAGACAAGGAGCAAAGAAAGAAUUGAACGUGAGGUUGCCGAAUUGAAGGAUGAUGAGAAAAGAGAGAUUUCCCAUCAGAUCCACCAGCUCAAGCAGGACCAGGAGUACAGGGAGAAUAUACUCAAGGAGCAGAUUAAGCACAAAACAGAACUUAUGAACAACCAGAGCAAACUUGUUGGUGAAUUACGUCAUGAAUGCGAGGAGCUGACCGGACGCCUAGCUGCACAAUCACAAAUAUGGAACAACGAAAAGAACAAAUUAGGAAUAAAUAUUUGGUUUGAUAAUUGUUCUCCCUUUUUGUUGUAA
Eurytemora carolleeae is the source of this 696-nucleotide messenger RNA. RefSeq names its product coiled-coil domain-containing protein 102A. NCBI's taxonomy places the organism in Eukaryota, Metazoa, Arthropoda, Copepoda, Calanoida, Temoridae. Gene Ontology annotation, cellular component: centrosome; centriole. The record is from RefSeq and is a predicted model, not a curated record. The transcript is spliced from 8 exons. Bases 1 to 696 code for a protein of 231 amino acids. Gene Ontology annotation, biological process: establishment of cell polarity; tube formation; neuron migration.